GAUCUGGCCGGCGGGGCCGCUGUCAGCUCGCCGCCCGGCCCACUCGUCUGCUGCCCUCCGACCGCCAUGGAGCCCCGGCUGGCCACACUGCUGCUGACCGGGCUGGUGUUGAUCUCAUCCACCAGCGCUCAGGACAGUUUCUUCCCCGACGACGACUUUUUCAGCGACCGCUUUCCAGGCCGGGGCCGGGGCCGACCUUCCAGGGGCGGUGGGGAACAGUCAGGCCGACCGCGGACCACCAGCGAUGCCGACAUCCUUUUUUGACCGUGAGUUCGAGCGGCUGGGUGCCGGCGGUGACAGCGACGUUUCCGGGGUCCGGACCAACUUCCAGCGUCCGGGCGAGGCCGUCCAGAGUGCGGCCACCGACGGCCAGAGACAGUUCCAGGUCCGGCUGGUCGGCGGCUCCAACUCCAGAGAAGGAAAUGUGGAGGUGCUGAUUUAUGACUGGAGCGAGCGAAUAGCCGGCUGGAGGUCGGUGUGUGACAUCGGCUGGACCCAGGCUCACGCUGAGGCCGCCUGCAGACAGCUCGGCUUCCCAGGACCCGCCGUCGCAACCAGAAAUGGACGUUUCGGAUACCGCAGCUCUGGAUUCGGCACCAUGGUCAGCAACUGUCAGGUGGGCGCCGGCGGCCGCGGCCUGCGCGACUGCAUGCAACGCGGCGUCGGAUCCACAGUCGGCUGCCGCUCCAACAACGUGGCAGGCGUCAUCUGCGGCUCCGACCCAUCCUCGCCCUACAGCGGGGUGAGUACAUCACCUGGCGCGCACGGUGCACGGGUGCUGCAGGAUCGCACUCGUGGGGAGGAAGGCACUCGACCGCUGCCAUCCGGCACACCAUUUUGGCCGCGCGGAAAGGUCACAGUUCCGCCCUGCAUCGAGGUCGGCCUGGUGACCUUUGUCAGCCGCGCCGAGUGAUGCGACAGGUCUGGUGCCGCUGCUGAAAGUGCUGCUAUUCGGUGUGUUGGUGUAUACUGAACUGCACUGAAUACCUAAAUGUAUUCAAUUUUUAACCCUUGCCGUGCUAGGGGGGGGGGGGAGGAGACGGGGCGUUUUUACGUCCCCCUUAGGCUUUCGCGAAAAAUGACCAAAGCGUAAUUAUUUUUGACGCUCUUUCGAUUGCCACUUACCGCGUGUCACUACGUGGCCCAGGAGCCGAGUUAGACGGGGGGGGGGGAAGGCAUGAAAACGCUCCCCCCCCUAGCACGACACGGAAAACACAGGCCAUUAGCACGGCGCGGGUUAAGGAAGAGAGAAAGGCAGGUAAUGAAAAAAGAAAGUAAAGAGAGAAAGAAAGGAAGCAAGAAGAAGAGAGAGAGAGAGAGAGAGAGAGAGAGAGAAAA
Amphibalanus amphitrite is the source of this 1338-nucleotide messenger RNA. RefSeq names its product soluble scavenger receptor cysteine-rich domain-containing protein SSC5D-like. The record is from RefSeq and is a predicted model, not a curated record. The transcript is spliced from 4 exons. The coding region runs from base 245 to 913 and encodes 222 amino acids. Gene Ontology annotation, cellular component: membrane. Lineage: Eukaryota; Metazoa; Arthropoda; Thecostraca; Balanomorpha; Balanidae.